CCCACCGCGACCCAAUUCGUCGACUGCCCCUCCUGUUGGCUCCGUCGUUCUUUUCCGGGCGAAGCCUAUAAAUGCCCUAGAAAGCCCAACCGCCACGGCCCCGCCUUCCGUUCUGCCACCGACCGCUCCCAGAUGGCGAAGAGGCCGCCCACGCCGCCUCUUGCUGCUUCUCUUUCUCCGCCGCCUGCUGCUUCUGACCAGGACUUCGAUCCCAACUCCUGCUCCCUCGAGAAGUUCCGCCUUUACGAGACCCGAGCCAGAUUUUACCUAAUCGGAAGCGAUCGGGACAAGCGGUUCUUCCGGGUGCUUAAGAUCGACCGCUCCGAGCCGUCCGAACUUAACAUCAGCGAGGACCCCGUCGUGUACUCGCCGAAGGAGGUCAAGAGCCUCCUCCAGAGGAUCGACGAGGGAAAUCGCGCCACUGGGGGCCUCAGCUUUGUCGGCAAGGUCUACGGAAUUGCAGGCUGCAUUAAGUUUUUGGAGUCGUAUUAUCUGAUUCUGGUCACGAAGCGUCGACAGAUUGGAUGUAUAUGCGGACAUGCGAUUUAUUGCAUUGAUGAGAGCCAGCUGAUCACUGUGCCACAUUCUUCGAUUCAGUCUGAUGUCGCCCACUCAAAAACAGAGCUUCGGUACAAAAAGCUUUUGUCAAGUGUUGAUCUCACAAAAGAUUUCUUCUAUAGUUACACAUAUCCUCUUAUGCAAAGCUUGCAGAAGAAUGUCCUUGCCACGGACAGGGAGAAAAUGCCUUACGAAAAUAUGUUUGUCUGGAAUGCAUAUUUGACACAAACAAUUCGAUCAAGGUGUAAUAAUACACGUUGGACAAUUGCUUUGAUCCAUGGACACUUUAAGCAGGUCAGGCUUUCGAUUUUUGGACGAGAAUUUAGUGUCAUUCUCAUUUCCAGACGAUCUCGUCAUUUUGCAGGGACACGGUAUUUGAAAAGAGGGGUAAAUGAUUGCGGUAGAGUUGCUAAUGAUGUUGAGACUGAACAAAUAGUCCUUGAUGAAGAAGCUGGAUCAUGCAGUGGGAAAAUGAGUUCUGUUGUGCAGAUGCGAGGUUCAAUUCCCCUCUUUUGGUCCCAGGAGGCUUCAAGAUUUAGUCCUAAACCUGAUAUUGUCUUACAGAGAUAUGAUCCUACAUACCAAUCAACUAAACUGCAUUUUGAAGAUCUGGCAAAGCGAUAUGGGAAUCCAAUUAUUGUUCUUAAUCUCAUUAAGACGUUCGAGAAAAGGCCUCGGGAAAUGAUGUUACGACGUGAAUUUGCUAAUGCAGUUGGAUAUCUUAACCAAAUUCUUCCAGAAGAAAGCCAGUUGAAGUUUAUUCAUUGGGAUUUUCAUAAAUUUGCAAAAAGCAAGUCUGCAAAUGUGCUUGCUGUUUUAGGUGCUGUGGCCGGUGAAGCACUUGAUUUGACUGGCUUUUAUUACAGUGGAAAACCAACUAUCUUGAAAAAGAAAUCGACCCAGCUUAGUAGAACAAGCACUGGAAGGGAUACCUCUCUUGGUGAUCUCAGAGCUAGUUCUGGGGACCUUGCAAGGAUGGCAAGUAGUCUUGAAACUUUAAACACAAUGGUCACUCAAGACAAACAAAAGGAAUUAAACCAUAAGCAACAAGUUAACGGACCUCGUUUUCAAAGUGGAGUUCUGCGUACUAAUUGCAUUGAUUGCUUGGAUCGGACCAAUGUUGCACAGUAUGCUUAUGGCUUGGCAGCCUUGGGCCGCCAACUACAUGCAAUGGGACUUACUGAUGUUCCUAAAAUCGACCCAGACAGCAGCAUUGCUGCAGCUCUUAUGGAUAUGUAUCAAAGCAUGGGCGAUGCACUUGCUCAGCAGUAUGGAGGCUCUGCAGCACACAACACUGUCUUUCCUGAAAGGCAAGGCAGGUGGAAUGCUACUACUCAGUCUCGUGAGUUUUUGAAAUCAAUUAGACGUUACUAUAGCAAUGCUUACACAGAUGGUGAAAAACAAGAUGCCAUAAACUUAUUUUUGGGUUAUUUCCAACCACAAGAGGGAAAACCUGCUCUUUGGGAGUUGGAGACCGAUUAUUAUCUUCAUGUUGCCAGAAUUGGUGAUGAAGCAGUUCCUGAUUCUGACAAAAGUUUAUCGCUGGACAUAAUGCCUCCGGAUGGACUUCAAUCAACUCUUUCGCCAAUACCUGCUUGCAAAAGAGAUUUCUCUCGAAUAAAAUUGACGUCAUUUGAUAAGCUAAUUGAGAGGACAUGUAGUUCAAUAAAGAAUGUGAGGCUUUGCAGUGAAUGUGACAUGAAAGCAAGUGUUGCAGCAGGAAAUCCUGGAAUGGCACCAGAUGCAGCUGAAAUACAGCUUAAAACCCCAAACUGGUUGUUUGGCCAAAGAAAGUAUGAAGAAAGUAUACCUGCAACAAAAGUCACCGCAAGUGAAAAGGCAAAUGAGAGAUCUGAAGAUGAUUUAAGCGCUGCUGGUUAUGGUAGCUUAAAUUGGCUUUCUCAUGCUGAUGAUGGAUGUGAGGAGGAUAUCUUCAAAAAAUACCUUGCAAUGGCUUCAAUUGGCGAUGACAACAAUUGGUAUGGUGGGACCUUAAUUUAUGAUGAAGAUGAAAGUAGUGAGGCCUACAAGCAUUAUGCCGAAUUAUGUCAGGGCCCAGUUAUGGAUCCCUUUGAGCACGACCCCGAAAAAGAGAAACACUAUGCGGAUGCUUUGUGCAUGGAGCUGGACAGCACCGAUGAUGCUCUUGUCGAAGCCGAAAUGGUGGCUGCUCUCAAGGAAUAUGAUCAGAUCGGGGCGGACCUCGGAAUAGUCUCUUCAUGCAAGGGCGUUGCGGAAGAUCCGAGCCAGCUGACCAGAUGGAUCAUAGGGGAAGAGAAGGUGCAGGGAUGGAGGAAAUGAAAUGGUUACCACGGCAGACACAUUCGUUCUAUGUUUGAAGUCCUUGCAGUGAUUGCUUUGUGUAUCGAUCGGAUGCAUUCUUCUGACAAAUCGAUUGCUUUGUGUAUCAAUCCGAUGCUUACCACCGAUUGAUUGCUUUGUGUAUUGAUCCGAUGCAUUCUGACAAAUUUUGUAUAGCAUCGGUCCGUUUCCUUGGGAUAAAAACUCGGGCUUCUCUAAGAGAUAGCUAGCAGCUAUACAUGAGUUGGUGGUAAAAUGAGUUGGUCUUUUUUUA
Molecule: messenger RNA, 3133 nt
Organism: Musa acuminata AAA Group (dessert banana)
Lineage: Eukaryota; Viridiplantae; Streptophyta; Magnoliopsida; Zingiberales; Musaceae
Product: phosphatidylinositol-3-phosphatase SAC1-like
Exons: 16
Coding region: 133-2859 (908 amino acids)
Biological process (GO): phosphatidylinositol dephosphorylation
Cellular component (GO): intracellular membrane-bounded organelle
Molecular function (GO): phosphatidylinositol-3,5-bisphosphate 5-phosphatase activity
Source: RefSeq, a predicted model, not a curated record